This is a messenger RNA of Betta splendens (Siamese fighting fish), 1646 nucleotides long. RefSeq names its product trans-L-3-hydroxyproline dehydratase. The transcript has 6 exons. Bases 117 to 1181 code for a protein of 354 amino acids. Gene Ontology annotation, molecular function: hydro-lyase activity. NCBI's taxonomy places the organism in Eukaryota, Metazoa, Chordata, Actinopteri, Anabantiformes, Osphronemidae. The record is from RefSeq and is a predicted model, not a curated record.
ACCUGAGACUGGAAGGUUCACCUUCCGGCCACAGGGGGCGCUGCUGCCCACUGUUAGUCACCACGGCCGGAAGCACAAGGACGAGAACGAGCGUGGAGUCUGCAAAAGUUUGGUGAAUGUUAAAACCCAAUAAAAACAGCCUGGACAUGAACUGGCCGCUUCCACCGCACCAUGGAGAUGAAAUCUGCGUGGUGGACAUGCACACGGGUGGGGAGCCGCUACGCAUCAUCCUCAGUGGCUACCCAGAGGUCCACGGGGACAGCGUGCUGUCCCGGCGCCGGUAUGUGCGGGAGCAUCUGGACCACCUCAGGAAGGCCCUGAUGUUUGAACCGCGGGGACACUAUGACAUGUACGGGGCCCUGAUUGUGGACAGUGAGCGGCCUGAGGCCGACCUCGGCGUCCUGUUCAUGCACAACGAGGGCUACAGCACCAUGUGUGGACACGCGGUGAUCGCGCUCGGACGCUUCGCUGUGGACUACAAACUGGUGAAAGAACCCCAGUCGCCAGAGACGCAAGUCAACAUUCACUGUCCCUGUGGGCUGGUCAAGGCGUUUGUGGAGUAUUCUGAUGGCAAAACAGGAGGAGUGAGGUUUCACAGUGUGCCAGCGUUCGCAUUUGCUACAGAUGUCACAGUGACGGUUGAGGGCUUAGGAGAGGUUACGGUUGACAUCAGCUACGGAGGAGCCUUCUACGCCUUUGUAAACGCACAGAGGUUUGGUUUGGAUGUGACCAAGUCCAGGACUCGAGAUCUGGUGGAUGCUGCCACAGCGGUGACGAACGCUGUCAAGUCCCAGGUGAAGUUGCGCCACCCAACCAGUGAUGAUCUGGCUUUUCUGUAUGGCACCAUCCUCACCGAUGGUAAAGAUGAGUUUUCCUCUGAACCCACGGCCAACGUUUGUGUGUUCGCAGAAUCUCAGGUGGACCGAAGUCCCACAGGCUCUGGCGUUACAGCUCGAGUAGCUCUACAGUACCACAAAGGUCUCAUCCAGCUGAACCAAACCCGGACAUUUCAGAGUGGAGCCACUGAAUCCCAGUUCACAGGAAAAGCUAUUGAGGAGACCAAAUGUGGCGACUUCAGGGCUGUAGUGGUAGAAGUAGCAGGCAGAGCCUUCUACACCGGAGUUUCAAGGUUUGUGCAGGAACCAGGUGAUAAGCUGACACAUGGGUUUCUGCUGAAGUGAGCUGCACUUUAAUUUUCUAUUUCAACACUAAAGUAUGUAAACAGAGAAGAACUUUUUGUUUGUAAUACUGAAAUUUGAUGUACUUCGAGUUAAAAUUUUUAAUGGUUUUCUCUGUAACCUUAUCUAAGAAAUAUGAUGCUAAAACUCCAGAAUAUUUCAGUUACUGACAACAAAGGCAUGUAAAGUAGAAUAAUAUAAACCAAACAUUGUCACAUUAUUCUCUAAAGUAGACACUGAGAGCUUCAUGGUCAUUCAGCAGAACCUAGUGGAGGACAGCUCCACUUUCCCAAUAAUUUAAUCUGGAAACAGUUUUUUUUUUAAUGAUUAAAUGUAAGAAUAGCAGGUUGAGUUUCUGUUUAAUAGCAGAUACCAACCACUAGGUGGUGCUGUGAUACUGACAACUCUCAGACUUAAGGCUAAAGCUGCAUAAUCAACGUUUAAUAAUCAAAUAAAUAGACAAACCUG